CAUACCCGGGUGUCCUUGGAGAGGGAGCAAGUAGUUGUCAUGGGUAGAAGUGGGGGAUUUUUGGGAACGGUACUCCCACCCUCCCCCCAAAGAAAUUUAGUUUUAUAGACAGUAAUAUAACCAUAUAACAAUUACAGCACGGAAACAGGCCAUCUUGGCCCUUCUUGUCCGUGCCGAACUCUUACUCUCACCUAGUCCCACCGACUUGCACUCAGCCCAUAACCCUCCAUUCCUUUCCUGUCCAUAUAUCUAUCCAAUUUAACUUUAAACGACAACAUCGAACCUGCCUUAACCACUUCUGCUGGAAGCUCGUUCCACAUAAUGAUCAUAUUUAAUUUGAAUUUGUUCGCUGGCUUGAAAAUACGUGUACUUUGUGUACUUUGGUGUGAAUAAACUUUCUUUUGUUAAAAAAUAAAAGAGUUAAAGUGAGGUGAGUUAGAAGGAUCGCCACAACAUUGUGGGCCGAAGGGCCUGCACUGGGCUGUGAGAUUGCGGGCAGGGGUCUGUGCUGCCUUGGCAGCCAAGGCCUCGGAUUCAUCCGCCGAGGCGGAGAGAGGUGGGGUGGUUCCGUUAGGCCAUCUGUCAUCUUCCAGGCAUCGGGGGGGAAAGGACUCUCCGGGCGAGUUUACACACAGCGCCGCGGAACAGAUUGCGGGUGACAUAAUUGGGAUUACGUGCUGUCCUGCAGACGGAGGGGUGGGGGAGAGAGGGUGUGUGUGCCUUCCUUCUGUCCGGGCUCUGAAUGAGUUAAGUCUUGCAAACAAUACAAAUGAACACGGCUGCCUUGACGUCCCCAAUCCCGUUCUCAGGGAGCUGACGCUGGAUCUCAGCCAAGGGAUUUCGCAAAGAAUAGACGCUCUCCUCCCGAACUGCAGAGAGACGAUCCGAGACAAAGUCCAUCCUCAGCGGGGAACUGUGCACCAGUACAGAAUUGGCCCCGGGCGGUAAAGAGGAAGUACUUGCCGCAUCGCCAGGCGAGGUGCAGAAACUUCAACCGAACGCGGCCGCCCGCUUUCAAUUUUGGCUCUCGGGGAGUCGGCCACCCCUCCCGGGAUCAGCCGAGUGCAGCGGGAGCCGGUGGGCACUGUCACCUGGACUCCAGUCCUUGCGCUGGGUAUAACGAAGCCGGCUUAGUUCGUCAGUAGCAUUAGUCUCUGAAACAACGAUCGCUCCGUCUUCAGCCCAGAAUGCCACCGUCACACGACAGCGGGUCGGAGAAUGAGUUAAAGAUCUGUUAACCCCCACCCCCCUCGAGUAAACGACUCGGGCGCCGGCGAGGACCGGGAGAAGGGAACCAUUCGGGAACCCGGAGAGCGAAUCCCCGCCCCCGUGUCUGCUGAGAUCUCCGGGGGGAGAGAGCUGACAGCCUCUGGGGAGGGAAUGUCGGCCAAGCCUCCCGUCCCCUUGAAGUGGGGCAGCUACAGGGGCAAGAAGAAACCCCGCGAGGCCCUGAGCUCGGAGAUGAUCAGCCCGCCCCUGGGGGACUUCAGGCACACCAUCCACAUCGGGAGCCGAGGGGCGGACGACGUCUUCGGCGACCUCUCCUUCCUCGAGGGGAAACUGCACCUGCUGCCCGGGCGGCUGAGCGAUCUCCGGCCCCGGCCCCCGCCCUCCUCGUCCGCCGAACUGGGCAGGACGGCCAGCCUCCGCGAAGGCGAUCACCUCCCCCUGUCGCCCCUGCUGCAGAACGCCGUCUCCUUGCCGGCCCUCGGGGGACCCCGGGCUCCCCCUAAACCACCCAGGCUCCACCUGGACAGCAAAGACAGUGAGAGCCGGGAGAAGGAGCCGGCGGGCCGGGCGGAGACCUCGGGGGAGAACCGCAUCAGCAAGAAGGUCCCGGCGGCCCGGGCGGAGGCCUUGCUCCCCCACGCCGUCUCCCUCCUCUCCCUACAGUUGGACCUCGGGCCCUCGAUACUGGACGACAUCCUCGAGGUUAUGGAGCAGAAGAAGGACUUGCCGCCCGAGGUGGCCGACCUGGUUCAGGAGCCGGGAUCCAGGUGCGAGAUCCUCUCCUCCGAGUAGGAGGUCUCGAGGGUCGGGGCGGAAGGGAAAAGAACAGAGAGACUUGGCCGCAGCCCAACAGCCCUCAACUGUCUAACCACCGAGAAAUCCGACCAGCCACUCCACUGGUUGUUAUUGUCAGGGAAUAUAGAGGAGGCCGUAAACUUUAAUGAUGACGAGCCACGAAGCGAGAGGGGACUGAAACGGAUCAGGGCGGGCAACGAGAUAAACUCCAGGCAGCGAGAGUGAAGGCUAGGAGCGACUGGGUGAGGCCGGCCCGCUGGAUGAGUGAACAUGGACUGUGGAUGAGAACUGGGGUUCAAAUAGGCUGCAGGUGACCAGCGUGGAAUGAGCUGCGCCGGAUGUGCAGGCUGAGAUGUGUUGGGCGGAGGGGGGGGGAUGGCCUGAGAGACCCCGUACAGCCUAGCGAACCCACGCCGCAUAUUUACACUGGUCCAUCCAUCUUUGGAAGGUGGGAGAGAACUGGAGCACCCAGGGGGAAACCCAAGCAGUCACGAAGGGAGCAUAGAAAUUGAACCUGGGUCACUGGAGCUCUAUGCUACCGCACUGAGUGCCAGCGGGGCUCCAACCCCUGGUCAGGUAGAGGGCAAGCAUCGUGGAACCCGCCUCCCUGCUGCACGGGAGGGUCUUUACAAUCCCUCAGGGGCCAGCAGCUUCGUAUUUCCACCUCUUCCUGCACCCCCCCCCGUCCUCUCCAGGACUGGAAUCCGUUUACAGUCGUCACUUGUAUUGAGGUAGGACAUACAGGCCCUCCGGCCCACGAUGUUGUGCCAACCCCUUAACCACUUCUAAGAUCAAUCUAACCCUCCCCUCCCAUAUCAUCCUCCAUUUUUCUAUCACCCAUACAUCUCUCUAAGAGUCUCUCCCUGAUGUAUCUGACUCUACCACCACUCCCGGCAGGGUGUUCCACGCACUAAGAUUUCUCAAUAUUAAAAACAACUGCCUCUGGCCUACCCCCCCCCCCAAGCUCCUUAAAGUUAUGCCCCCCUUUCUGCCCUGGGGUUAAAGUCUCUGGCUGUUCACUCUUUAUCAUCUUGUCCACCUCUAUCAAGUCACCUCUCAUCCUCCUUCGCUCCAAAGAGAAAAGCACCAGCUCGGCCAGCCGAUAAGACCUGCUCUCUAAUCCAGGCAGCAUCCCGGAGAAUCUCCUCUCUAAAGCUUCCACAUCCACUGAUCUGAAAGCCCCGGCUCACUGUCUGUGCGGAUCAGAUCACUGCACGGUGCACUGGGGUAGAACGGGGUCAAACGGUAACAGAAUGCAGAGUAAAGUGGAACAGCGACAGAGAAAGACAGGUAGACGAUAAGGGUGCAGUUCUGACCGCCAUGGACUAUUCGACUGCAACAGUCUCCCCUCGCCAGCUUGAUAUUCAGCCGCUGAUCUGCCUUCUCCUCCUCUCGGUGGGGGGGGGGCGUGUUUGGACUGACAACACGCUGGCGCGGAGACUCUCGGCAAAGCCCUGCCCUGUUAGGGGGCAGUUUGACCCCUCAAGGAGCCAACGAAGCCGCCCCCUCGGCAAGCAUCGAGCCUCUUCGGAAGACUUUCGCUCCCACGAGGGGCAGUGAGGCCAGUUAGCUUUACCAUCUUCCCGCCUCAUAAUUUCUGAACCCACAGCUUAAUAUAACUGUUAUUUAAUUCAAUGUCUUGUACAUAAUUUAUUGAGAUACUGGUCCCUGCGACCCACCAACCCUCCUAAUUUGACCUAACCUACAUACGGGAUAAUUUACAAUGAUCAAUUAACCUACUAACUGGUACAUUUUUGGACUGUAGGAGGAAACCCACGCAGUCACGGGGAGAACGUACAAACUCCCGAACAGAUCAUGCCAGAGUUGAACUCCGACGCCCCGGACUGUAAUGGCGUCUUGAUAACAAAUAGACCUUGUACAUACGACAAAACUUAAAGAUGCCUCCCGCAGCAACUACCAGAUUAA
Messenger RNA from Mobula hypostoma (lesser devil ray), 3951 nucleotides. RefSeq names its product cdc42 effector protein 2-like. The coding region runs from base 1381 to 2022 and encodes 213 amino acids. Lineage: Eukaryota; Metazoa; Chordata; Chondrichthyes; Myliobatiformes; Myliobatidae. The transcript is spliced from 3 exons. Gene Ontology annotation, molecular function: small GTPase binding. Gene Ontology annotation, cellular component: cytoplasm; membrane. The record is from RefSeq and is a predicted model, not a curated record. Gene Ontology annotation, biological process: regulation of cell shape; positive regulation of pseudopodium assembly; positive regulation of actin filament polymerization.